CCGGACAACGCCAAGGCAGGGAUGGGCCGAAAUGGAAAUAGGCGGAUUAGUCAUGGGGUGGACCAAGGCGGCUGUCGGAGUUUUUCGGAGUUUGAAAACUACCCGGCAGAGGUUCGUGCUGCCCAUUGUUGACAACAGCGCGAUACAGCGACAGUAGGACGACCAGCACGAGCGAGAGAACUGCUAGGCCGAAAGGAGAGACACGGAGGCAAAGUCAAAAAGAGUCUGAAUAAGCGGGAUUGGGUAUAUAAGGCAUGAGUAGGAUGCCAUCCCCUCCUGCAGAGCCGCCGACACCACAGCCGACCAAGGAGGCCCCGAAAAAAGGUCGGCAGAAACGCUCGACCCAGCCGACGCCGGCACCUCCCCCGCCGCAACAACCUCAUUAUCCGACACCCUUCAUCAUGAACCCGGCGUCCUAUCCUUCUUCCUAUCCUCAAUAUCACACCUCCCCGCCCCCCAAUGCCUAUCCUUACCAUAUGCCCCCAUAUCCUUACCAAUAUGGCCAAUAUCCACAGCCAGUCGUCGGCCAGCAUCCCGUUCAGCCAGUCGUGAUGUACCAACAGCCGCCGCCGCCGCCCCAGUCGGCAGAUCAGCCGUCUGCCUCCUCGUCUGGCAAGCGCAAGCGCAAACCGGAGCGUGGCGGAAAGGAUGAUGACACCGACGAUGACGCUGCACGCCCCACCUCGACUGUAGAUAUGAAAAAACGCACCAAAACUGCCCGUGCUUGCGAUUCUUGCAGGAGUCGCAAAAUUCGUUGCGAUGUCCUCGCCGAUAGCGAGCCCGUCAUCUGUCAGCACUGCAAACAGUACGGGUUCGAGUGCACCUUCUUUUUACCUAUCACCGAGACGCGUUUCAAGAAGAAAAAACUCGCCGAUGACGAGCAUCAGGACAAGGACAAGGCCGGCGCGUCUGCGGGCAAAGACCUUGCUGUCUUCGCUACCGUGCCUCCAAGAUCAUACGAAUCAUACGAUCUUCGUUACCAGCACACCUUCGAAAUCAGUGAAUCAGGCGACAGGAUUAUCGUUCAGCAUAAGCCCCCCGCCCUCGACCCUCGGGGCGGGUCCCUCCCGGGCAAAGACACUCAUAUUGAGCCAGACCUUAUCCAGCAACUUGUCAACGCGUAUUUCGAAUAUGUGGCACCGCUACUGCCCGUAGUGACAAAGAAAGAGUUCCUUGCUUCUUCACCGCCACCGCCGAUCCUCCUCUAUUCCAUGUGCCUCGUCGCUGCUGCGAGGAGAGAGGUUCCCCAAGGUGUUUUCGAUUCGAUUCGAUACACCGUCAAUGCUCUAAUUAGAGCCGAUGAUGUUCUCUCCACCGCUUCAAUCAUCAACGUCCAGAGUCUGCUCAUUUUGUGCAUGACUGGUGACUGUCAUUCACAGUUUGUACCUAAUGCUCUCUCGGCAUUGUGGGUUCGUCUGGGAAGCGCGAUACGUAUGGCCCAAGACCUCGGAUUACAUCGCGCGGAGACCGUUAUGCAAGACAUCGAACUGCGACGCAGACUCUGGGGUGCAUGCGUGAUCAGUGAUAGAUGGCUGUCUCUAACCUAUGGACACCCGCAUAUGAUUGAUGUCCAAGAUUGCGACGCACGAUUACCGAGCGGUGGUUCCGUGGGUGAUAUGUAUAUGGAUGAACUCGUUCGACUCAGCGUUGUACUUGGACGAGUCCUCAAGACCAUAUACACCCCGAGUGGAUUGACUUUCACAACUGAUGAGAUGCUCGAGAAACUCUUGGCUGAUAUCGAGGCGUGGAAAGCAAAUCUUCCCGAAAGUUUGAGAUUCAGGGGAGAAUCAAGCUCGUUAACAUCUGGUAUCCUUCACCUUCUAUACACAUGUGUCUGCAUGAUUUUCUGGCGAGUCUUUAUGCGGAUCUCGUAUUCUUGUCCGUCACAUCUCAAGUUCGGGUUGACUGUCGAGCAAUGGAGUGCCCUUGUUACACUCACCGGAGAGUCUAUUGACUGGCUGGACGCGAAUGAAGGCGUGUACGACGUUUGGCUACUAAUAGCAUAUGGUGCUACUAGCUGUGCCCUUGUACAAUAUCACACAUGGGCAAGGAGGCGAGACGGGGAUGCAAUGGGAAAACUGAGGAAGCUUAGGGACUGUGUGCGGAGGUGGGAGGCGAGCCUGAGUCCCGAUCAUAUGAGUACCAGGAGAAAGACCGCCGAAAUUAUCGGUCUCUUGUACGAAGCAACCCAAGGCGAUGAUCUUGCUGUCGGUGGUCCUCCAGUCCUCAAUCCCACGGGAGGAGUCACGGGAAAGAAAGCGCCGGAAGGACUCGACUACAAACCUGAUCCAUCUCGUCCCGGCGGUGGCGUGUUUGUCGCUAGGGACGGAUCGAACCCUAUCGCUUCGCCGUCAGCGUCUUCGACCCAAAAUGGGAUGGAGAUGAGCUCAUUUGUGACCACGUCUGCGCCCAACGACUUUGGAUCUCUAGGUAUCAACGUGAAUCCUGCCAUGAAUUAUGUGUCCAAGGGAGGCUUAAGCCAAGUGAUCAAUUCCUUGGAUAUGAGCGGGACGGUUCAGGAAAUGGCGUUGACUGAUACUGGACUACUCGAAGGAAUUCCAGGCGGGAUGUUCGAUUGGGGCCAGUGGGAUACGUUCUUUGCCAGGCUUAAUGGCUCUGGUGUGCCUGUGGAUGCGCCAGUCGUUCCCGAACCGCCCAAGUAAGAGAAGGACAUGGGGAUGAUGUUAAAUAUAAUUGUGUAUUGAUUUCCUUGUUAGCGCUAUCGUGUUUUCUCUGAGAUGAUAGACUAUCUUUAUUUGGUUGUAGCUAUACAUAUGUUGCAACGAACGUUGGCUUCGUCAAGCUAAUGUCACUUGGUUUGUCGAGUAAAGUACUAUAUUAUUCCUUUUUAGAUGACUCUUAUUAGCCAUCAGCCCUUUAGUUCUUAGCGGCCGGGGUCCAGAAGAUCUUGUGAGGUGUCAUCUUUCAUUUGAAAUUUGU
This is a messenger RNA of Guyanagaster necrorhizus, 2940 nucleotides long. RefSeq lists its product as uncharacterized. The coding region runs from base 264 to 2663 and encodes 799 amino acids. The transcript is spliced from 7 exons. The record is from RefSeq and is a predicted model, not a curated record. Gene Ontology annotation, molecular function: zinc ion binding; DNA-binding transcription factor activity, RNA polymerase II-specific; DNA binding. Gene Ontology annotation, biological process: regulation of DNA-templated transcription; DNA-templated transcription. NCBI's taxonomy places the organism in Eukaryota, Fungi, Basidiomycota, Agaricomycetes, Agaricales, Physalacriaceae.